This is a messenger RNA of Fraxinus pennsylvanica, 2754 nucleotides long. The record is from the annotation of a GenBank genome assembly. NCBI's taxonomy places the organism in Eukaryota, Viridiplantae, Streptophyta, Magnoliopsida, Lamiales, Oleaceae.
AUGUCAACUGUUUUGCAGGUUAUCUCAAGAAAGGAUCAAGAACAAUACUGGGACCAAACUGGACAAACCUUCGACUUCGUUUCUAUUGAUACGUUCUCGAGAAAAUUUAAGGAAUCUCCUAUUGGAAAGAAUCUAAACGAGGAGAUUUCUGUGCCAUUUGACAAGUCCAGAAGCAUCAAAGAUGCUAUUACUUUUAGUGUCUAUUCUCUUCCUAAAUGGUCUCUUUUUAAGGCCUGUAUGUCAAGAGAAUUUCUUCUCAUGAAAAGGAAUGCUUUCAUUUAUGCAUUCAAAUCUAUCCAGCUCAUCACUAUAGCAUCUAUCAUGAUGACAGUGUUCUUGCGAACUCAGAUGGGUGUUGACAUUGUCCAUGCUAAUUAUUACAUGGGAGCUCUAUUUUAUUCUCUCAUCAUACUCCUUGUUGAUGGAUAUCCAGAGCUCUCGUUGACUGUUGAAAGACUUCCAGUUUUCUACAAACACAGAGACUUAAACUUCUACCCAGCUUGGGCAAGUGCUAUUCCAGCUGCCAUUCUUAAGAUUCCUUUGUCGUUGUUAGAAUCUGUUUUGUGGACAUCCUUAACUUAUUACUCCAUAGGGUAUACCCCUGAAGCUGGGAGAUUUUUCCGCCAAAUGAUAUUAUUUUUUGCUGUGCACUUGACCUCAAUAUCUUUGUUCCGUUUCCUGGCAUCUGUUGGCCGGACUAUGGUUGCAUCUGCUACAGCUGGCAGUUUAGCAUUAAUAUUUGUGUGUAUAUUUAGCGGCUUUGUGAUUCCAAAACCCUCCAUGCCACGUUGGUUAGUAUGGGGAUUUUGGAUUUCCCCUCUAACAUAUGGAGAGAUAGGUCUUUCAGUCAAUGAAUUUCUUGCACCAAGGUGGCAAAAGACUCGUGCAGAUAACUCAACAAUAGGACAAUUAAUCCUUGAAGAUCGGGGGUUAAACUUUGGUGGUUAUUUCUUUUGGAGAUCAGUUGGUGCUCUUUUUGGUUUUGCAGUGCUCUUUAACAUUGGGUUUACCUUGGCCUUAAGCUAUUUAAAACCUCCGGGAUCUCGCGCAAUCAUUUCAAGUGAAAAGCUCUCACGAAUAGAAGGUACUAAAGACAAAAACCUUACAGAAGCACGGUCCAAUAUUCCUAUUCCUGGCAAUAAUGCUGAAUCUCAACGAGGAAAGAUGAUUUUGCCCUUUGAACCUCUAACCGUAGCAUUUCAAAAUGUGCAAUACUACGUGGAAACCCCGACGGCAAUGAAAGAGCGUGGUUUUAAGCAAAAACAGCUGCAACUUCUUUGUAACAUCACUGGUGCAUUUAGACCUGGUGUUCUUACAGCACUUAUGGGUAUCAGUGGAGCUGGCAAAACAACACUUCUUGACGUUCUUGCUGGUAGAAAGACUAGUGGAACAGUGAAAGGAGAAAUUAAAAUUGGAGGGUAUCCUAAAGUUCAAAGGACAUUUGCUAGGAUUUCUGGUUACUGCGAGCAAACUGACAUACAUUCUCCUCAAAUUACCGUGGAAGAAUCACUUAUUUUUUCUGCUUGGCUGCGUCUCGAUCCACAGAUCAACUCAGAAAGAAAAUAUGACUUUGUGAAGGAAGUCCUCGAGACCAUUGAGCUUGAUCGAAUUAGAGAUGAGUUAGUGGGGAAGCCAGGUAUCAGUGGUCUAUCAACUGAGCAACGCAAGCGGCUCACCAUAGCCGUGGAGCUUGUCGCUAACCCCUCCAUCAUUUUUAUGGAUGAACCUACGACUGGACUGGAUGCUAGAGCAGCAGCUAUCGUCAUGCGUGCAGUAAAAAAUGUGACAAAUACUGGGAGAACAAUUGUUUGCACCAUUCACCAACCAAGUAUUGACAUAUUUGAGUCAUUUGACGAGUUACUUCUCUUGAAAACUGGUGGACGGAUGAUCUACUAUGGGCCGUUGGGGAGGAAUUCCUCUGAAGUAAUUGAAUACUUUCAGGGUAUAUCUGGGGUGCCAAGAAUCAAAGAUAGAUACAAUCCUGCCACGUGGAUGUUAGAGGUCACCUCGACAUCUUCAGAAGCUGAACUUGGAAUAGACUUUGCUGAGAUUUAUAAGAAUUCUGCUCUUUAUGAGACUAACAAUGAACUUGUAGAAAAUCUGAGUAAACCUCCUCCUGGUUCAAAAGAUUUGCAUUUUCCAACCCAGUACUCACAAAAUGGUUGGGGACAAUUCAAAGCCUGCCUCUGGAAGCAGCAUUUGUCUUAUUGGCGAAGUCCUACCUACAACCUGAUGCGAUUUAUACAUAUGCUUUUCACAUCUUCAAUUCUUGGAGUUCUAUUUUGGGGUCAAGGGAAGAACAUAAAUGAAGCACAGAACAUAUUCACUAUAUUUGCUUCAAUGUUUAGUGCCACAAUCUUCUCUGGCAUAAACAACUCCACUACAGUUUUACCCUAUGUGACCACAGAGAGAACUGUUUUCUAUAGAGAGAGGUUUGCCGGAAUGUAUGGCUCGUGGGCUUAUGCAGCUGCACAGGUCAUUAUCGAAGUUCCAUAUAUCUUCACCCAAGCACUCGCAUAUACAGUCAUCACAUAUCCGAUGAUUGGAUUCUAUUGGUCACCCUAUAAGGUGUUCUUGUACUUCUAUUCUAUGUUUUGUAUAUUAGCAUACUUCACUUAUCAGGGAAUGUUGCUAAUCUCUAUGACGCCAAGCAUUCCACUAGCUGCCAUUAUACAGUCAGUCUUCUACUUGAUGCUCAACCUGUUUUCUGGAUUCCUCAUUCCUCGCCCAGUAAGCGUUUCCUCUUUUCAUUAG